AUGAAGAAUCUACUUGUUACAGUCACUAUUGCAAUUGGACUUGUAUUUGCUAUUAGUGCUAUUCCGACUCGUCGUGAAACUGACGAAAUACCAUGUGAACAUCAAAUCUGUCUCACCGAUAUAUCGAUCUGUCUAUGUGGUUCGACACUAACACCGGAUGAUCAAUGUGGCUGCCCAUUUCGAUGUACGCAAUGUUCGUUUGAAUACUUACCAUCGUUCAACUUUAAUUUUACUGGUAUUAUCUUUCCAGAAAUCGAUUGGUCCACUCUUGUUUUCGAUUUCUCAAAUUUGAAUCUGAAUCUUGGCAAGAAAAAAUAG
Molecule: messenger RNA, 318 nt
Organism: Rotaria sp. Silwood2
Lineage: Eukaryota; Metazoa; Rotifera; Eurotatoria; Philodinida; Philodinidae
Source: the annotation of a GenBank genome assembly